Tripterygium wilfordii is the source of this 751-nucleotide messenger RNA. RefSeq lists its product as uncharacterized. The transcript has 2 exons. Bases 44 to 466 code for a protein of 140 amino acids. Gene Ontology annotation, molecular function: electron transfer activity. The record is from RefSeq and is a predicted model, not a curated record. NCBI's taxonomy places the organism in Eukaryota, Viridiplantae, Streptophyta, Magnoliopsida, Celastrales, Celastraceae.
UAACUGCCACAAAUCUCAAUCCACUGCAGCUUAAUUUCCUUCAAUGGGUCUCGGUAGUAAUGCUAUGCUAGUAUUUGUCCUCCUAACAGUCUCUCUGGUGGCAAGUAAUGGUCAGGGAAGAACAUUUAUUGUUGGAGGCUCUCAAGGGUGGCGCUCUGGCGUCAACUACACUGAUUGGGCUAUCCGAAACAGCCCCUUCUACAUAAAUGACAAACUUGGUGACAAAUCUCUCUUACUUAGUUACAUAUUUUCAGGUAUGGUCCACCAAGUGGCAGGAACCCUCCACAUAGUGUCUACUUACUACCGAGCCUAUGGAACUAUGGCAGGUGUGACUUCACGGGAGCAAGGCUUUUGGCGAACCCGAGACAAGGAAAGGGGGUGGGUUUUACAUAUGUGGUGGAUCAAUGGAAAGUUCACUACUUUGCCUCUGGUGAAGACAAUGGAAGGAAUUGCAAGGAUGAGUUGAUGAGGUUUUUCGUGGUGCCAUGGCCGCGUCCCAGCGAAUGAUCGAUUAUGCACUAUUACUCGGUUUUAUCAUCAGUUGAUUAAUGUAAUGUUCAAAUUAAAGAGGGGUUCAUCUUCUCUUUGUUGUCGUGAUGCUGAUACUGCAUUAGUUACUUAAAAGUGCCGGCGAGAGAAUUGUAUUGUACUACAGAAUAAACUUGCUUGCUUUUGUGUCGAAAUAUAAUGUUCACUGUGUUCGAAUAUGGUAUAAAUAAUAUGAAAAUGUUUCAACUUUGUUGGGAUACAA